Messenger RNA from Aspergillus clavatus NRRL 1, 1182 nucleotides. RefSeq lists its product as uncharacterized. Gene Ontology annotation, molecular function: RNA binding. The transcript is spliced from 4 exons. The record is from RefSeq and is a predicted model, not a curated record. Lineage: Eukaryota; Fungi; Ascomycota; Eurotiomycetes; Eurotiales; Aspergillaceae. Bases 1 to 1182 code for a protein of 393 amino acids.
AUGGUUUUGCAUUUCAUUUUUCCGAACCCAAACGGGCCAUAUCAAGCCUAUCCUCGUCGCCAGGAUAGACAGUUUCAAGAACCCAAUGCUAGAAACGCUCAGGGCUUAUUCCCUCCAGACGCUUGUGUCUUCGUUGGAAAGCACGUACCCCUAUCCGUCUUCCUGGCAAUCAUAUGGAUACUGACGUCUAUCAGUUUGGCAAUUGGUAUCAAUCCUGAGACACUCGCACGAGAUGUGCAGGAGAAAUUCUCUUCGAUUGGAAGAUGCCAUGUCAAGAUCAAGCUCGACAAACGCAAUCUCCCUGGGGCCUUUGUGCAAUUUGAGAAAGUCGAAGAUGCCGAUACUGCACUGGCUUGGGGAGAAAACAUCAAGCUUCACAACCGCUGGUUGCGCAUCGAAAGAGCCAGGGGAAAGAGAACGGCAUGCUUCGGCUCCCGGGACGGGGCGCCAGUCACCCAAGACCACGUCUCCAUGGCCCUCGGCUGGCAGGGUCCCAUUGAAGCAUGUGGCUUCGAACACGCUCUCAACCAAUUCGGAAUGUGGACUAUCAUCUGCAAAGUGACAUUUGCCUUUGUUGACGACUUCAAAGACGCCGUCAAGGCAUUCAAGAAAAAUCCAGUCUACUACCUCAUUCCGCUGGAUAUCGAGGGCAGUCCUCUGGUGCCCAGACCCUACCGACAACCUCCGUAUUACAAUAACAGCAACGACCCAUCGACCCGGCGCCGGCGCACCAAGGAAAUUGCUGACCUUAUGCGCGACAAGGGCCACACACGGGUCCCCCUACCGGCAGAACUCCAGCCGAAGACCGGCCACACCGUCGAAGAAUAUGUCCGCAAAGAGGCCCAUAGUAGAGGCUACGACCAGGACGAGCAACUCCUCCUCGAUGUGAUCCAGGACCUGGAGAACGAACAGCGCGCAAAGCAUCUCCGGGAAGAAUGGAGCACGCCGUCCUCAGACAAUUCCACCGCUCGUACGCCUUCUGCAUCAAUGUACUCGUCCGGCUCGGCCUUUGACUCCUUCUCUACGGAUGUCCAAAUCAGCGAAGCUGGGCCCCAGACUCAACCUCAGCCUGAGUAUCUCGAAUCCACAAUCGACCACUUGCUCUCCGGCGACUCGUCUACUGCGGGUUUGCCCAGGUCCACAAGCACUAUCCGGAGCCGAUCUCGCUCCAAGUCCAUCUAA